Nilaparvata lugens (brown planthopper) is the source of this 1221-nucleotide messenger RNA. RefSeq lists its product as uncharacterized. The transcript is spliced from 5 exons. Bases 72 to 788 code for a protein of 238 amino acids. NCBI's taxonomy places the organism in Eukaryota, Metazoa, Arthropoda, Insecta, Hemiptera, Delphacidae. The record is from RefSeq and is a predicted model, not a curated record.
GUUCAUUUGAAUAUGGAAUCAAGAUAAUUAUUUAGGAGUUCAUAAUAAAAUGUAAAUUGGAGCAGUUAAAGAUGAUGUCGUCACACUUGGUUCGCGUAUUUUACCUCCUUCUCUUGGCACUAAUCGGCUGUAACGGUCUCAUCACUUCUGGAGAUGGAGCAGAGGAUGACAUUCACGUGAAAGAAGUUGAAAUCGGCGCUAAUCACGAGUUGAAAUGUGGAUGCAAUGACGACGACCACCGCUUCCAGUUCUGGGUGAUCAACAAUAACUUUGUCAUUGGUCCUAACAGUUACUUGUAUGUUGAUGCCAAUAAGUACAAGGGAGAUAUGCUCAACGGAAAACUGCUGAUAAAGGUGAGAUUCAAUCAAUAUAACAGUGAAAGGCAGGGUAUUUACACAUGUUUAUGCAAACAUAUGGACAGCCGCUCUUACCAUGUCAGAUCCACUGAGUUGGUAGUCAAGAGAGACUGGGAACAAGUGUAUGACAAUGAUAAAAAGACAAACACGUUCAGAAUGAUGCUCUUACUAGGUAUGAUGCUUCUCCUGGGAAUUCUUAUAUUCGUCCUGUUGACUUUGAGGAAUAACAGAUUAGUAUUUCUGAAGGACCUUGACGUGGGCGAGCCACUAAAUCUCGAUGAGGAGAAGGCAGGCACUUCUUAUGAGAGACUGAGGAAUUCUUCGACACAAUAUGGCGAUCAUAGAGCUAGUGUCUCCACCUACGACAAUAUACCUCUGGAUCGGGGCUUCCCUAAAGAGUUCCACACCAAUUCAUCUAUGCAGCACGUCUGAUUGACUCGAUAUUCAUUUAAUUCAUGAAGCUGAAGAUAAGGGAAUGAAAUCACCAUUUCAUCUAUGCUGCACGUCUGAUUCACUUGAUAUUCAUUCAUACAUAAGAUGAUGAGACAGGCUAACUUUCAUGUAAAUUAAUAAGACUUUAAUGAUCGAGAUUCAUAAUCGGAGGAUUAUGGUCAAGGAAAAUAUGUUUAUGAAUCAAAUGUAGUUAUAUAAUAGUUCAUGAACUUGAAUUUGAUAUUCAUUCAUAGAUAAGAUGAUGAGACAGGCUAACUUUCAUGUAAAUUGAUAAGACUUUUAAUGAUCGAGAGAGACUCUGUGAUUCAUAAUCGGAGGAUUGUGGUUAAGGAAAAUAUUUUGAUGAAUCAAAUGUAGGUAGUUAUAUAAUAGUUCAUGAACUUGAAAGCCCAACUUACUGAUUAGUUUAGGC